This is a messenger RNA of Cuscuta epithymum, 3645 nucleotides long. NCBI's taxonomy places the organism in Eukaryota, Viridiplantae, Streptophyta, Magnoliopsida, Solanales, Convolvulaceae. The record is from the annotation of a GenBank genome assembly.
AUUUCAUCAAUUUGCAUUUUCACAUCAUUUUUUUUUUCAAAACCUAGAACGACGUACUAGGAUUGCCAGGAUACAUGUUUUGAGGCAUCGAAGGAGAUCAAGAACUCGGAGAAACAGUUUUUCUUUUAAGAAAUCUCUCUAAAUUCAAAAGAUUCUGAUUGGAUUUGCAAACUUCAGCCCAAAUGAAAUAGAAAAAAGGAGUUAAAGUCGAGGUAAUGAACCAAUCAAUCUGAGGUGCCAAUCUCAUGGAGGGCUGCUGAGAUACUUUCUGGGGAUGGACAUACUUACGUACUGCGAUUCGAUUCUUUGGGAGAAAGUGAGUCUCUGGUACAGAGGGUACAUAGGAGCCUUAUCAGACCUUCUCCUCCUCUGGUGCAACAUGCAGAGAGUUGGUUACCUGGUGAUAUUUUGGAGGUAUUUGAUGACUUCUCCUGGAAAGUUGCCAUUGUUGUCCAGGCUCUAAAAGAAGAUCAUUAUUUUGUGAGAUUUGUUGGAUCCUCUCAUGAAUUUUGCAUUCAUAUAUCCUCUAUGAGAAGGAGACUAGCAUGGGAAGGUGGAAGGUGGAAUUGGGUGCCUAAGUAAAAUGGCUGCGAUGUCAUGUGAUGAUGAGACGUACUAUUGAGAUACAAAAAAGAAGGCUAACUGAGGCUUCAGUUAGCAUAUGAUAUGCUCUGUUGGUCAAAUUAAAAGUUGAGAGGGUUCCUACAGGAUGUGGGAAAGUCAAAUCUCAUGAAUUGUCAAAUCCAGUUUGCUACAGGAACACGAGAUUUCCGGUGCCACAACCCGAUUCCUUGGAUAAAUUUCAGGAAGACACUGUAGAGGAAUCUCAAAUACCCCCUUCUAGGUCUCAAAAACGGGCAUUUCUGCACUGCUCAUCAACUACUGAAUCACAUAGACACAUACUGCCCACUCUCAGAACCUACUAGCUCUGGAAACAAAUAGCUAUAAACAAACCGUACUACACAAAACCUUACUGGAAAAGGUAGAUGAUGUUUCUUACCCAAGAGAAACACUGGCUAAAAAACAAAUGUGUGCUUUUAAUAUUAGGUUGACUGGAUAUAACAAAAUGGACAGUUGCUCCUUUUCACCCUUGAAUGACUCUGAUAGUGGUGUUUCAUGCUCUGUUGGUAGUUGUAGUGUUACUAGUGAAUGUCGGGCAGACUUUCCUUUUCAUUUUGUACCAGGUGCGCUUUGUAGUGAUGCAGAGUCAGUUUGUUGUUCUGGAGAUGAGGAGGAAAUUCAUUCUUCCCCUCAUCCUCAGGAAGAGGACUUAGCAGAAAGCAUUCAUAGAUUAGAGUUGCAUGCUUAUCAUAGUACUCUAGAGGCAUUGUAUGCUUCUGGACCCUUAAGUUGGGAACAAGAAACAAUGUUGACAAAUCUUCGCAUCACACUGCAUAUCUCAAAUGAUGAACAUUUGUUGGAAUUAAAGAACCUAAUUUCUGCUAAAUCUUGCAAGUAUUAUGUCAGACAAUAGUUUGUAGCAGUUGGUUCACAUUUGUAAAAGUCAAGGUUUCAUUUUAACAUUGUAUCUUGUAUCUUGGUUAUAAAUUAUCUGAAUAUUUGGAUCAAUAGAUAGCUUUUCCGGCUACGUGAUUAUGUCAUUUUCAUUACUUUAAAGUGUAUAGAAGUAUUUCAAAGAAAUGAAUGUGUGUUUCCAUCCCAUGAUGCAAAUCAUUUUUUAUUAUCUCUUACUUUGCACCGUUGUACCCUAAGUGAGGUGCGAAGCCUAACAAAAAUAUGUUAUUUGCAUCCCACCUGUGCCCCUACUCUAACAUUUGACUUCGCACCCUAAUGUGGUGCAAUAUAAAAAAGUUUUUAGGGGGUGCAAACUCAAGUAUUUGGAUAAACUUGGGUUCUAAUACCAAAUUUCCCUUCCAUUUUUGCCUAUGGAAUGGAUCACAAUCCAGAUAGUCUCUGGCGUCUAUUUCCAUUAUUCAAACAUUUUUUUAUAUAGUGCAGCCAGGAUUGUCUCUUUACAUCCAUGUACUGCGAUUUUCUUUUUUGAUAUAAAGUAUGAGUAUGCAAAUAUGGAGAUCAAUAUCCAUACAAUUUUGCAGCAUAUGAAAUAUACCUUGUAUUAAGUAGCUUAAUAUGACAGUCCCCUGUAUUUACAGGGCUAACGGGUAGAGCCAUAGUGGCAGGUUCUCUUGCUAAGUUGCUAUCAGACUGUUCAUAGGUGAUGCUGGGGUUGGCAGGCAUUCUUAGUGGAAUGACAACAAAUGGAUAAUUCUUGCGUCCAUUUCCCCAUACAUGGCCAAUCCUUGAUAUCGCUUUGUUUUGAUGUGUUUGUUGCCAAUCAUUUGUGUCAGGUUGCAGGUUUCAGAGGAUUUGUAGUAUGUAUACUACUGGAUGGAACCAGAGGUUCAAUAGUUGUGAAAUUGCAUUCUAGUGUUAAGGCACUUGAUACUUUCUCAGAUUAUCAUUGAAGAACCUGCAUUUUCUUUCAAGGUUAAGGCUCCGUUUGUUUCCAGGAAAAUAACUUCUUGUGUUUCUUUUUUUAAAUGAGUUCUGUAGAAAAUUGGAAACGUAAAACUGCUGUAGGAAGAUGCCUUCAAAUGAACUAAAGAACAUUAAAAUAUUUUCCAAUGUCAAACUCAGGAAGUCUUGUUAGGAAAGUGGAAAUUUCACGUGCCAAACAUACGAAAAACUUGAAAAUGCUUUCCUGUAAAUAAAUGCGAAAUGGAGGUUGAAGGUCACAUGUGAAAAAAAUAUCAACAAACUUAUGAACAUAAACAGAUCUUAUUAAGAUCUUAUUAUUAACUUUGUAACCAUGAGAGUUUUUUCUUCAUAUCAUAUUAUUCAUCAUUGCCAUUUAUAUAUGCAAAUAUUGGAGUAAACUUGGGUGCAAAUAACAAUACUUUAUGGACUUUGCACCCCAUAUAUACCUUAAUAUUUGUCUUUGCAUCCCACUGAGGAUGCUAAGUCAAAUAAAAUAUAAUAACAUGGGAUGCAAUGUGAAAUGCUCUGGUAAAAUGCGGUGCAAGCUACACAUUCUCAUCUAUUAACCCUUUAUAAUUGUUGGAAAAAUACAAUGUACCCCUGGAAGUGUGGUGUUUUUUUAGGUUGAAGUGUCAGCUUCAUAUCGAUGAAAUUCUUAAAUCCGGUGAAAAGAUGAGGUAUCUUUAGUAGUUUCAUCACAUCUUACUAGUUGUCUUCUUUGUGUUGGAUCCAAAAUAUUCUUGUUUUCUAUGGCAUUGUUUGCUUAGAGGAAGAGAGCUGGCUAGCCAGUGAAUAUCAUUGGUGACAACUUGGCUUUUUUACAUCAAAAACAGGAUGUAUUUGGAAGAAACCCACUUGCCUUGUUGACAACACUUUUCAUGCAUGACCAGAGCUUUGUUGCCCUUGCAGGAAGACUUAGUGUGGUUGAUGUGAUUUGUGGCACCGUUCUUUGCAAUUUAGUCCAAUUUUAUAAACUGAUAUUCGUUAUUAUAUAUUAUAAUACGUUUUCACAAGUUUUGGUUGAUCAUUGAUUUUGUUAGUACCUGACUACCUGCUGUUUGGUAGUACGGAGUAUUAGUUAAAGAAAGGUUAUUCAUUUAAAUAUGGUGCCAUAAUCUUAUUAUUAUAGUUGGUUGCUGCUAUCAGCUUCAUUGCUGUAAUUAUUAUUUUAUUUUAUUAAUUAAUAUUAUUAUUACUAUUGCUGCU